Besnoitia besnoiti is the source of this 1392-nucleotide messenger RNA. RefSeq lists its product as uncharacterized. Gene Ontology annotation, biological process: mRNA processing. Lineage: Eukaryota; Apicomplexa; Conoidasida; Eucoccidiorida; Sarcocystidae. Gene Ontology annotation, molecular function: mRNA binding. The record is from RefSeq and is a predicted model, not a curated record. Bases 1 to 1392 code for a protein of 463 amino acids. Gene Ontology annotation, cellular component: exon-exon junction complex. The transcript is spliced from 6 exons.
AUGGAGCGUUCGAAGAAUCUCCGCCGAGACGCCUCAGGCGACGAGGACGACAAGGAUGUCUUUGAUGAUGAUCUCUCUGCGGGCAGCGAGUCGAGCGACGAAGAAGCCGACGUCCGCAGAGACGGUGCCGCGCAGAACGGCGCCGCGCCGGCGCCUGACGCCAAAGCGGGACAGCGGUCCCCUGGAGGCGAAGAGGAGACCGGCGGAGACUUCUCCACGGAGCAGGGCGAAGUUGACGACGGGCGCGCCCUCUCGCGUGAAGCGGAGAACGGCGAAUGCGACGCGGAGAACAACCUGGGGGAGGGCGCGAACGGGAAGGGAGGAGAUGAACACUUCAACAGGCAGCUCCGGGGGAAGUCGACCUGGCAGCUGAUUAAGGAAGAUCCUUCCUUCGUGCCGCGCGGGAGCUCCUACUUCCUCCACGACGACCGCGGCGAAGGCGAACUCUCCGGAGAGGAGCCUGGCAGCGAAGACGAGGUCCGCCGCGGCACGACGCGAGCUUUCGCGGACGAAGAAAGCGAAGAAGAAACGCGCAACGAUGACAUCCCGCGCAGCACACAAACCAGAGUAGGCAGGUCGCGCAAGCUCUGGAGCCCAGAGGAGCGCGAGAAGGGCGACGGAGGGAAGUGGCUGCAUGAUCGUUUCGAGACUCUGCUGACUGAGACCGAGCCGCGCGGAAACGGUGGCUUCUCCCGGGGGCGGGGUCGGCGCUUCUUCGCGCGCUCGAGUCCGCCGGCAUUCGACUACCAGCGCAGGCCCUUCGGAGGCGGGCGCGGCGGGCGCCGAGCUCGUUGGGCUCCACGGGGCGGCGAGGCGCCGGGCGGAGACGCGGUCGAUCGCGAGGGCGAGCCGCGAGACCAGUUCGGGCCGUCUGGGCGCGGCGUAGGAGGCGCGGCGGAGUUCGCUGAGGACAGCGACAGACGCUUCGGCGGCCGCCGAAGCCGCGGUGUGGGACGCGUCCACCGCCGCAGCAGCAGCCGUUGGAGGGAGACAGAGAGGAGACUGGCAGACGGCGCACACGAGGGAGUUGACGAAGGUGCGGAGAAAACCUGGGUCGCGGCGAAACCGCCUGCGGGGGCAGGCGAAGGAGACGGCGGACAAGAGGGCACUUUCAGUACGCGUCGCGGAGGACGCGGGGGCCGGCGAGGCCGCAGAGGCGAGCGCCCUCGCGGCACAGAGGCGCCGACGUAUGUCGUGAAGGGCUCCGCGGAGACGCGCGCGGCGAGUGAGCCGGAGCAGCUGCCUCAAGCCAGCGCCGAAAGACCGAGGGGGCCGCGCGGCGCCGUUGAUCGGCCCUUUCGAGGAAGCCGAGGUCGGCGCGGAGGCGCACGGACUGGUUGGGCGGUGCGCGCGGAUAGAGGCCUGGCGGCGGCAGCCCAAGUGAGCACCUGA